AUGCCAACCGCCACCGUGGAUGUGAAGCCAUUAGCGGCAGGCGAAGUGGUGAAGGAGAUCGGUGUCAGUGUGAAGCCUAUGGUCCCUAGUGACAUGUUAAAAGACGUUCAUACUCAUGGAAAAUCUAGCGAAGGUGAUGGAAGAGAUGUUGAUUUGGUCGUUGGGCAAUAUCCUUGCACUGCAGAUGAUCACUUUGAGAUCCGUCUAAUUGAUGCAGUUGAAAAGAAUCCCUGCAUCUUCAAUCGAUGCCAUCCACUCCACAAAAUGUCAGACUACAAGAGUCAUGUUUGGAAUCAAGUAGCACAGCAGUUGUCAUUUACAGGUCCGGGAGUGGAACUGGAGAGGAAAUGGCGCCAUAUGCGAGAUCGCUACGUUCGUCUUCGAAAGAUCGACAAGACGAGUACGCCGCUAAAAAAGGGCGAUAAGUGGUACUACUACUACAAAAAAAUGUCAUUUUUGGAUCCAUAUAUUGAACAUCGAAACAGGCGGAAACGUGGAGAUCUUAUGGCGAGUCUCAUGAAGCUUGGAGGAAACGGUAUGUUUCUUUUUGACCGAUGUGACCCACUAAAGGAGUUCUACGCCAGUUUUGCCGAACAGAGCAUGGCUAUGCCGUUACCACUUGAUGUAGAGCACUGUGAUAAACAAUCCCAACCUAUGAGCACUUCGUCGAAAAGGAGAAAACUUGAAGAAAAUCAUGAAGACUAUAUUCCUGACACCGAGGUUUCCUUGUUCGUGCGUUCGAUUGAGAAGUCACUUAGUGGUAUGGACGCACGUACCUUUGCAUUAGCUCGACUGGAGAUCUCUCGGGUUCUGUAUGACUGUCAAUAUGGAGACAGGAAAGCGAACUAA
Molecule: messenger RNA, 849 nt
Organism: Angiostrongylus costaricensis
Lineage: Eukaryota; Metazoa; Nematoda; Chromadorea; Rhabditida; Metastrongylidae
Source: the annotation of a GenBank genome assembly